Molecule: messenger RNA, 371 nt
Organism: Phalaenopsis equestris
Lineage: Eukaryota; Viridiplantae; Streptophyta; Magnoliopsida; Asparagales; Orchidaceae
Product: probable glutathione peroxidase 5
Exons: 4
Biological process (GO): response to oxidative stress
Molecular function (GO): glutathione peroxidase activity
Source: RefSeq, a predicted model, not a curated record
CUAUGCGACGCGAAUAAAAAUCUCAGUGUGGAAAGGAAGACAUAGCCAGGGAAGAGAUGGGGGCUUCUCAUUCGUCCCCGAACGCCAACUCGAUCCAUGAAUUCACUGUCAAGGAUAGCUCUGGGAAGGCCGUGGAUCUAGGGUUCUACAAGGGCAAGGUCUUGCUUGUCGUCAAUGUCGCCUCUAAAUGUGGCUUAACGGAUAGCAAUUAUACCCAGCUGACCGAUCUCUACAACAAGUACAGGAACAGAGAUUUUGAGGUUUUAGCCUUUCCUUGUAAUCAAUUUUUGAAACAAGAACCUGGAACAAGCCAGGAGGCAAUGGAGUUUGCAUGUACAAGGUACAAGGCGGAGUAUCCAAUAUUCCAAAAG